UUUGACAACUUAUAUGAAUAUUCUCUCUAUAACCACCCUUCCCGCAAAUUCUUCAUCAUUUUCAACCUUAUACUAGAAAAGUACUCCAAGGUAGGAAGAAAAAAAUGUGUACUAGUGAUAUGGUUAUGGAUCGUAAACAAGUUGUUAGUAAUAUUUCAACUUUGCUUGAGUUAUCUGCAUUUGAUGAUCUAGAAGGGUUCAAGUCAAUAGUCGAAAAAGAUGGUUUCGAUGUUGUAGAUAGUUGUGGUUUAUGGUAUGGUCGAACAAUAGGUUCAAGAAAGAUAAGACUUGAAGAAAGAACACCACUUAUGAUUGCUUCAAUGUUUGGUAGCAAAAAUGUUUUGAAAUAUAUUUUAGGAAUUGGUCGUGUUGAUGUAAAUAGAUGUUGUGGUUCUGAUAAGGCGACCGCUUUACAUUUGGCUGUUGCUGGUGGUUCUAAUUCAUGUGUUGAUGUUGUCAAACUUUUGAUUGAUGCUGGUUGUGAUGUUAAUUGUUUAGAUGUAAAUGGGAAUCGUGCAGUUGACUUGGUUCCUUAUGCUUUUGGUACUAGUUUUAAUUCGAGAAAGAAGUUUUUGGAACUUAUGUUAAAUGGUUACUCUGAUAAUGAAGAGUUAUGUGUGUUGAAUGAACUGAUUGAGAGUCAUAACGAAAUAGAAAAGGUUUCGCCUAUUUUGGUUAAGAAAGAGUAUCCGGUUGAUCUUUCUUUACCCGAUAUGAAGAAUGGGAUUUAUAAUACGGACGAGUUUAGGAUGUAUACUUUUAAGAUUAAGCCGUGUUCAAGAGCUUAUUCUCAUGAUUGGACUGAAUGCCCAUUUGUUCAUCCUGGUGAGAAUGCUAGAAGACGCGACCCACGAAAGUUUCAUUAUAGUUGUGUACCUUGUCCUGAGUUUAGAAAAGGAUCUUGUAGACAAGGAGAUAAUUGUGAAUAUGCUCAUGGGAUUUUUGAGUGUUGGCUACAUCCUGCACAAUACCGAACUCGUUUGUGUAAAGAUGAGGUUGGUUGUAAUAGAAAAGUAUGUUUUUUUGCUCAUAAACAUGAAGAGCUUCGCCCGUUACACCCUUCAACCGGCUCUGCAGUACUUUCUCCAAGAUCUUUAGCUGAUAUUUCGUCGAUUAGUCCUUUUUCUCUUGGCUCACCGUCUGUUAUGAUACCCUCUAGUUCAACACAACAACCCCUUUGGUCAAACCAAUCAUCACCAACCAUGAAGGUGUUCAAUAACAGGUUUAGGACAACACCAAGUGUUCAAGAUUUGGACUUCGAAGCUGAGCUGAUAAAAAUGGAUCAAUAUCGUCAGCAACAGCUAUUAGACGACUUUGCACGUCUAUCUCCACCUUUUUCUAGCGAUUAUGUUGAAGAAUAUGGCAUGCUGACCGGAUCCAGAACUAGCCCGUUGCAUCAAACCAUGAAUUAUUCUUCUGCAGGGCUUCCAUCUUCACCACUGAGGAUGUCUUCCUCGUCCUCGUUUGGACCCAAUCAAAUCAUGAACUCAAGAUCAGCUGCUUUCGCAAAGAGGAGUCAGAGUUUCAUUGAUCGUGGUUCAGUCAACCGUCAGUCAACUAUGGCGCCGUCCAAGCUUUCAGACUGGAGUUCUCCUGAUGGGAAGUUGAACUGGGGUAUCCAAAAAGACGAGCUCAACAAAUUGAGGAAAUCUGCUUCUUUUGGAGUACGUAGCAGUGGCACAAGCUACGGGUCACCAGGGACUAAUGCUACAUAUGACGACGGACAAAAGUUCUCACCUUGGUUGGAAGAGCAAAUACUUAUGGAUCAAGAGCAACUAGUAGCUUGAUUACACAAAUUUGGUUACUUUCUAAACCUCUUUUUAACAUGAUGUAUCGUUCUUUUUAUGUGAAUUUAACUUUUAUAUCUCUACAAAGAAUUGGGGGAAAAGAGCUAAAAUACACACAAUAGCCGAUUUGUUUUGACAGACUAGAAGAUUGAAAGCACCAUCUGAAUAUAUCUACAUAUUCUUCAAGUUUAGUCUCAUUUUUUUCUGUACACAUUUGUAUUUUCGUUAUUGAUUUCAUAUGAAUAAUUUACGCCAAUAAUCUUCAAAGAUUUCCUCUUGUAGUC
This is a messenger RNA of Erigeron canadensis, 2071 nucleotides long. RefSeq names its product zinc finger CCCH domain-containing protein 66-like. NCBI's taxonomy places the organism in Eukaryota, Viridiplantae, Streptophyta, Magnoliopsida, Asterales, Asteraceae. Gene Ontology annotation, molecular function: metal ion binding; protein binding. The transcript has 2 exons. Bases 105 to 1787 code for a protein of 560 amino acids. The record is from RefSeq and is a predicted model, not a curated record.